This is a messenger RNA of Ipomoea triloba (trilobed morning glory), 1320 nucleotides long. RefSeq lists its product as uncharacterized. The record is from RefSeq and is a predicted model, not a curated record. The coding region runs from base 1 to 1320 and encodes 439 amino acids. The transcript is spliced from 3 exons. NCBI's taxonomy places the organism in Eukaryota, Viridiplantae, Streptophyta, Magnoliopsida, Solanales, Convolvulaceae.
AUGGAGGUGGAGGAGUUGUUUACGGUUUCUGUUGAUGAUGAUGAUAUUGUUGUGCCUGAGAGUCCCAUUUCAGAAGUUGAGGAGGUGAAUUUUGGGACUGAUUCUGAGCCAAAUUGCAUUAAGAACACAAGCAGUGAAGUUACAGAUGAGUGUGUGGAUAUUGUGCCGGAUUCUGAUGAUGAAGGAAUGCAUGGAACUGAAAAAGUUGGAAUUCUGGAUGAGAUGUGGCCUGGUAAAGGUGAAAGAAGAGGUGGAAGGUGUGUAGGCAAGAGAAGAUAUGCUCCUGGCAAGCAUUCAUAUGAGGGAUAUCUAAGGAGGCUGAGGCAUCCUUUACGGCGUCUGGAUUCUGGUGGAAACAGUCUGGGAAUUGAUAAAAGUUGUGCCAGCACUAGUCGUUUAAUGUGUUAUAUCGAUGCAGACAACGGGGUAUGUUCUGAACAAGAUCAAUCGAUUAAUGUGAGCUUAAAUGUUGACAAGAACUCACAGAAUAGGUCUUGUGAUGAAAAGGUGACUGGUUUGGGUGAAAUCAGUGAGAACAUUGGGGAAGAUACUUCAACCAGAGAUUCACUUACUGAGAAAAAUGUUUCAUCACAUAAGUGUGAGGAACUUAACCUCUGUCAUUCUGAUCUUCACAAGUUUAAGUGCAUUGGAUCUCAAGAACCUGGACACUCUUCAGAAGCUGAUGCUCUGAAUUUUGUGGAUCUUUAUCUAUCAAGUGGUGAUGCAAAUGCAUUUCAUCAUGUUGAAACUGGAGUGCUUGAUAGGUCAACAUCAUCUAACAUUUUGCACCCAAAUGGACCUCAAAAUUUGGCAAGGAUAAAGAGCCGCACAAGCAUAGCUAAGACGCUAGAAGUCUUUGACUGGUCUGAAAAUUUAAGUGAUGAAGAAGAAAAUUGUUUUGUGGUGAACAGAAUGAAAUUGAAAAUGGGGUGCGAAGGCAAUGAACCGGGGAAUAUCAGUAAGCAUCAGAGUGUUGAAAGCCUAGACAUUAAGAAGGAGAAAGCAUUGGGUAACUUUUGCCCAUUGAACACUGUAAAAGGAAGGUUAAAUUCAAAUAAAAUUGAGCCAAAGUUUCAGGUGGAGGAUGAGAUUGGCAAGGGAGCAUCCAGUUUUGAAAAAGCUAUGGAUACUAAUUUUGUGAAUGAGUUGGAUAAAGAGGUUAUUGUAAAUUCACCUCAGAAACUUUUGGAAGAUGAACAAAGUAAAUUGGAUGCAGUAUGCACAUAUGAUGUUGGCUUUGACACUCAGGUUGCUGCUGAGGCUAUGGAAGCCUUGUUUUAUGCUGCUCCUCUCAAUUUGGAUCCUUUUUUGUAUCAUUAG